CAGCAGAGGGGUGGACGAUGACUCGAUCCACCACAUUACAUCCUAACCACCAUCAAGUGCUGACCGGAGGAAGGACCGUUAAUGCAACCAGCCCAGCUCAGCUCAGCCGCAAAAGACUGGCAUCAUGCUCCUGGGACCUUAGGCAACCACCUUUCACAAGAAACGUAACCGCUUCAGACCUCUCGCUAUUUCUAAACGCUAGGACAACCCCUCUAGUGAGACUUUUUUUUUCUCCUUAGCCAAGUGAAGACACACAGAGAGUCAGAUAUUACCCGACUUGGGCAGGCCGGUUUCUGAACGGCUGCCCGCUCUUUCUCCUCAUGAACCGUCACCAUGCACAAUUCGUAGCCGGACCCCUGCAGAGGGAUCACUACUUCACCCCCGUCACCGGCCUCAGCUUCUUCAACGCCAGGGAUGGCGAGACGUACUUGCUCGCCGGCGAGGACACGGAGCUGAAGGUGUACGACGGCGAGGGCCGGCUGCGGUGCCAGCUCGGGAUUUUCCACGCCCAACCCAUCCACGGCAUUCACGUCGCUGCUGCCGCUGCCGGGCAUGGUGAGCGGCGGCACGUGCUGCUCUGGGGGAACCAAGCCGUGACCGUCGUCUCUGCUGCCGUCAUCGAAGAGCUCAUCCUCGGUAGUGGUGGUGAGGAUGAGGCCGUGGUGGCGGCGACACCGGUAGAGAUUAUCGAGGCCAAGGCGCCGGACUGGAUCUACGACGGCGUCAUCUGCCCCGAGGACCCGGACCGCGGCGUGCUCAUUACGGCGCACAACGAAGUUCUCGAGUUUUCCGUGGCAGCUGAUGGGAAGACGAUUUCGUUUGGUCGUAUUGUGUCGCCGUCCCGGCCGAUCCUGUACUCGGCUAACCUGACGUGGCUAUCAGAGACCUCUGUGCUCGUGGCCGGCGGCACGGUCUUUGGCGAGAUUAUUGUCUGGAAAUGCCACUUCUCCAGUAGCGACGGCGCCGCAACUGCCUCUGGAGAGGACGCGGCGAGCAUGAAGCCUUGGUGCGAGGCUCUCUUCGUCUUCACGGGCCACGAGGGAUCCAUCUUUGGCGUCGAUAUCUCGCGCGAGAUCGACCUCGGCGGAGGGUGCACGGCGAGACUGCUCGCCAGUUGUAGUGACGACCGGACGAUUCGCAUCUGGGAUAUCACCGAGAGACCUGGCUCGCCGCGUUUGCAGUAUGACGCCUUUGGCGAGGCUAGGGAGACGGGUUUCGGAGGUUCUUCUUCUUCGUCUGCCCCUGCUGCUGCUGCUGCUGCUGCCACAGAUCUCACGACAACGCAGGUCGCCUCCAGCGCGCCCCUGACCAUGGUCAUGGGCCACAUUUCGCGCAUCUGGCACGUCAGGUUCCCGCUCGGAGGCGUCGACGAGCUGGCGCGGGGCCGUCCCGUGACGGUGUACUCCUUUGGCGAGGACUCCACGCUGCAGGCCUGGUCUCUGGACGUCGACCUCGAGGCGUGGCGGCGGAGAGCUGCAAAGUCGGCCGCCACGGUCGAGGGCUGCGAGGCGCCGAUCAUCGCUGCGAGCAUCACGUACAAGGAGACGUAUGCCCGCCACGACGGGAAACACAUCUGGGCUACCGCCGUCACGGAGGAGGCUGACGGGCGGGUUCUGAUCGCCACGGGAGGCGCGGAUAGUAAAAUCAAUCUCUUCUCGGACCGUUCGCGGGCGGCUGGCGGCACCGGCACCGGCAGCGGUAGCGAUAUCAGCACGACGGCCUCCAAGCUGCAAGAACUGCCAAGCGAACUGCAGACUUUGGUGAUGCGGGACGUGGUCAGCAAGCUGGCGCCGCGAAGCCCCGACCACGCGAUCCCCUUGGAAACAAAAGAGGCCUUUCAGCGUUUCGCAUUCGUCUACGAGGACACCAUUGUCGCGACGAGCACCACCGGCCGCCUCCUCGUCGGCUCUUUUGGACCGGAACUCACGUGGGCGCAGAUCGGGACCGACGGCGAGACGUUGCGCGCCCUGAAUGCCUGCACGAGCUUGAAGAGCCCGGCGCCGGGCCUGGCUCUGAUCGGCACGGCCAACAAGAAGAUUCUACUCCAUCGCGACUCGACCAUCCAGCAAGUCGGCACGGUACCCGGGAAAGUAGCAGACAUAUUUCCCCUGAGAAAAUCUCCGGCAGAGGACGGCGGGGCAUCGGACAAGAAGCUCGAGUUCCUCGUCACCAUGCUAGGCAGCGGAGACGCCAUGCAAAUCCUCACGCUCGACCUCGACGCCGCAGCCGUCACUUCCAUGGUGCCCGUCCCCGAGCUCGACAGCAGGUUCGUCGUCACGGCCGCCUGCCAGAUCAACGAUCUCCUCGUCCUCGGCUCGCGCCACGGCUACGUGUCCGUGUUUCGCCGCGUAGAGGAUGAGCAGCAGCUCAUCCCGUUCCCGGCACCGGACCGCCGCUCCGGCGAUGCAAUCACAUCCAUCAACGUCUUACCCACGUCUUCUACCUCUGGUGCGGCGGCAUCUCACAUCAUCACGACCAGCCGCGACGGAAACUACCGCGUCUACGAGACCUCCGACUCCGCGAUCCAACUGCGCCACGAGACCGCGCCCGCAGCGGUGCCGAACCUCGAAGAUGCGUGGCUGUCUGACAACGGCGAUCUGAUUCUCUGCGGCUUCCGCAGUAAGAACUUCAUCGUGUGGAACGAGACGCGGCACGAGGAGAUUCUCCGCGUCGACUGCGGCGGCGCGCACCGUGCUUUUGCUUACACCCGACAAAGCCACCACGACAAAAACACUGAUAGUGAUAGUAACAAGGACCGAGUCCAUGGUAUGCGCUUCGUCUUCAACAAAGCUGCGACCUUGGGAGUCUUCACCAAGCACAGCCCCUCCGUCGCCGCAACCCACCACCGCACCCUCAAGCGCGGGUCACACGGCCGCGAGGUCCGCGCCAUCGCGUACUCUGGGCACUCUGGGCGUCGUCGUCGCUACAUCGCCACCGGCUCUGAGGACACUUCGAUUCGCAUCUGGGAAUAUACCACGGCUGCCGGAGCUACUUCCUCGCCUGAUGAGAACCGGGGGCUGCGCUGCGUAAAGGUCGUCAAGGUCCAUACCGCAGGGUUACAGUCCCUCAAGUGGCUCGGCGAGGACCUGCUCUUUAGCUGCAGCGGAAACGAGGAGUUUAUGGUCUGGCGGGCGUGUGAUCUCGGCGAUCGGGGGUUGGGAUUGAUGCGCGAGGCCGUGUUUGCGGAUAAGAGCGAGGACGGGGACCUCCGCAUCACGAGCUUUGACGUCGUGGCGCUCGAUAAUGAGAAGAACGGCAAUGUUGCCGUCACCAUGGCCUUUUCCAACUCGUUUGUCAAGACCUACCGGUAUACACCCGGCCUAGGCUUCGAGUUACUCUUCCAGGGCCAGUACACCGGCGCCUGCCUGACGCAAGCGCGGCAUCUCCGGGUCCGGGAGGGCGUGUUUGAUGUCAUUACAGCCGCGACGGACGGGUGUCUUGCCGUCUGGCGGUCUCAGGGGUCUGAGUACGUUCUGCGGCACACGGAGCGGAUUCACCAGAGUAGUAUCAAGGCUCUGGACGUGCACUUCACCACCGAUGACAGGGUUGUGGUCCUUACUGGCGGCGACGACAACGCGCUGGGCAUCGUCACACUCGUUUCAGACAGCAGCAGCAGCAGCAGCAGCAGCAGCGACGCUGACAACAUGAAUGACGGCGGUUUCGAGAACUGGACGAGAGCCGGUGUCAGGAAAGCGCACGCGGCGGCCAUCAACGGUCUCACGGUCCUCGGAGAACGAGGAGGCCGGAUAGACUUUGUGACGGUCAGUAAUGACCAGCGGGUGAAGAUGUGGCGGCUCGGAUGGCGCGAGGGCGUGGAGGAGAUUACAUUGUUGGCGGACGAGUAUAGCGGCGUCGCGGAUGCCGGCGAUAUUGAGAUUAUUGGGGAUGGCAAGGUUGCUGUCGGCGGUGUUGGGCUGGAGGUUUGGGAUUGGAGGUCUUGAGGGGUCUGGAAAUGAAAAGGGGGGUUCAAUUGGCGGGAGAGCAUUACAUGGCUAGACAAAAUAGAGAUGAAGUAGACGAUGCGUAUCUGAUAUAAUGAAGAUAUACUGAAGCCUUUUUUCACCGCAGGGACUUAUGUAUUGGGGCGU
Colletotrichum acutatum is the source of this 4088-nucleotide messenger RNA. Its product is annotated as WD domain-containing protein. Gene Ontology annotation, biological process: tRNA methylation. Gene Ontology annotation, cellular component: cytoplasm. Gene Ontology annotation, molecular function: protein binding. Bases 321 to 3941 code for a protein of 1206 amino acids. Lineage: Eukaryota; Fungi; Ascomycota; Sordariomycetes; Glomerellales; Glomerellaceae. The transcript is spliced from 2 exons. The record is from RefSeq and is a predicted model, not a curated record.